CGCUGCGGCUUUGACGUGUUUUAACUCGUACUUUGGGACUGGAAACCCGCGUGUGUGUGUGACUUCAGUGAAUAUUUAAAGUGUUUGCUCAAAAGCAAAUAACAAAAAAAUAUAAAAAAGUCUAUUGAAGUGUGCGCGCACAAAACUUGUUACGAGUGUCAAACAAGAAUUUUAGAUAAAAAAAUAAAAUAAAAUAAAAAAUCAAUUGAAAAAUAAAAACAAAAAAAUUACAAAGAAUGUAAAAAUCAAUAAGCGAAAGCUCAAAGUGGUCAAAGCUUGCUGCACGCGGUCGUAUGAAGCCACAAACACACAUACAUACAUAUAUACACAAAUUAAUAAACACAACAACAGCAGCAAUAUAAAUACCAAGAACAGCUGCUGGAGGAAAAAACAUUUAACGAUGCCACACUGUUGCAGAAUGUGGAAUCUGGAAUAAAAAUGAGCGCAUAAAUUACGGCGACAACGGCAGACAUUGAAAAAAAGAGCAAUAAAUUUGUGCGCUGGAAUUUGCAGCAACUACCAAAUUGAGCGAACAGAAAAAGAAUAAUAAAAACAACAACAACAACAUACUAAAGUGCACUGCCAACUCCGAUAUAGUCUCGAGCUGCUGCGCAUUUAGUCAAGGAAUGCUGUAAGCCGCUGCUGUUGUUGUUGCUGUAGUGCAUUUUCUUCAGCCUCAGUUAACGUGCGUGGCGUGGCGCGCAUUCGCCAUUGACCGGAAAAUCAACGUCAACAUUAUUGACGUGCGCAACAUUUAAUGGCAGCACAACAACAACAACAACACUCAGAGACAUAAAUAUACAUAUGUAUGCAGUCAGCUGGUGGUAGAGAGGUUUCAGCUUGUCUUCUAAGCCAGCCUGGGAACCAGCAUUAAGUGCGUUAUGCUGCCCGGAACAAAAGUCACAGCAAUAAGCUACUCAAUACGCAUGAAAGGAAAGCAAAGCGCAAAGAAAUAAUAACAACAAAUAUCUAUUAAAUACAGUAAAAAAAUAAAAAAAGUUGCAUGUGUAGAAAGCAAAUUGUUAAAUCAGCAGUUAACUGCGCCGUCGCGCCUCCCACAUCAACACUCCAUCGCCUUCGCCUUUGCCAUCAUGGAGGAAGAUGUCUUGAAUGCGCUGCAAACGCGUACGGCCUACUUGCCCGGCGGCUAUGAUCGCGCGGGCAAAAUUAUCAUCGUUGUGAACAUCAUCAAUGAUUUACAAUUGUGGAAUCGGCGUUGUUUGGAGCUAUCGAUUGCCUACUUAAAAAGUGCGUUGAGCGCCGCCACUUUGCAACGCGGCGUCACCGUUAUCGUGGAUGCACAGAAGAGUACGACACGCAUAACACGCACGCAUGCGCGCAUCAUUUACGCACUCUUCGAUGAGAUCACAGUCAAUUUAUUUCUAGUCAGAGCAGAGGGCUUCUGGGAGAAGCAUGUGGACACGUGUACGAGUAGAUCGCAGGCGAAGGGCGAGCCCAUUGUGCUUUCGAAGGCGCGUUUGAUAAAAUAUUUCGACCUGUCACAGUUGCCCGAAGAAUUGGGCGGCACUUUGUCAUUUAACUAUGAUUUAUGGCUGCAACAAAGGAAGGCCAUUGAUGAGUUCCAAAAGACUUUCGAUUCGACGCUCACCAGCAUGGAGAACUUGCACGUUGUGCUGUUGAAUAAUAAAUCAUUGCGAGCAACGGAAGCGGAUGCUGAGUUGAAGAAGUGCGCACAGCUGCAUACGAGCGUACAACAACAAAUUGAAGUGGUCAUCGAGUUGGGCAAUCGCGUGCUGAAUCGACUGGCGGAAGCUUAUGCGCCAGCCAGAGUGAUACCAACGCCACAAAUGUCUUCCACAACCAAUGCCAUAACAGUCACUAACAAUAACACAACAACAAUAUCCUGCCAUGAAACACCUAACAACAAUAACAGCAUUCAAACCACCUCCACUUUAGCCCACAUACCCGCCACACGCUUGCCCCUACCGCCUGAUCUGCAAUACGCACGCGCACGCAUCGAACUGCUGCUCAAUCAAAUCGAACGCAAACAAACGGAAAUACGCACCGCGUGGCUAGAACUGCUGCAGAGCAUACGCGAGGCACGCGAACUGACACACCUGGAAGAAGGGGUGGCCUUCGUGACGAAUUGGAUACUCCUAACGGCCGAACAGAUGCUCAGUCGACAGUACAGCAUCGGUGGCGAUGUGCACAGCUGUGAGACACUGCGCGCCGCACACGACGUACUCGAACUGGAAUGUCGCGAAACAUAUGGCUUCUAUGCGGAGUUAUUGUAUAAAAUCGACGCUUUCGCUGGGGUGAAGGACUCGCUCGCAUAUAAGGAUCUGAUGUCACAAUGUGAUUUCAUGCAAUUCGUUUGUCGCUCAUUUGCCACACGACUGGAGCGGCGGCGAAAUGUGUUGAUCACAUCGUUGCGGUUUUUUCGACUCGUCAGCGAAUAUUUCGAUCGGACAACUGCGGUUUUCGAAACACUAGUCAUGGGUAAUAAAAUAGCCGAGGAGAAUUUUGUGGCCGCAGCGGAGACUUUGCAGCAACUGAAGGAGAGUCAGCUGAGUUUGGUCAACCUGGAACGCGAACUCGUUAAGGAGGGCGAAAAACUCAGCGAUAUGCUGGCGAUGCCGGUGAAAGAUGCGCUUGGCCGUGACCUACACAUCGACUACAGCGAAGAUAUUUGCAAUGUACGCGAUAUUUUGGAUACGACAUUGGCGCGACGAAACAUCUUCGGCGACUCGGUUGAACUGCAGAAACUCACCUUGGAACAAGUGACACACAUUUACACAUACGAACAGGACGGACGUAUGGCCAUUAAAUGGAUGGAGGAUUUGUACAAUGUCAUGAUCAAGUGCCAUUCGCACGUCGGUUGUAAUAUACACGAGAUACAGGUGCAGAAGGAUGAAUUGCAGACAUUUCAAGAAACUGGAAAGAGCAUCUACAACUAUGGCUGUCAAUUGCUGGAAGCUUCACAGGCGUUGCGCAUUUCCUGUCGUCUCGAUGCCGCGGCGAUACCACAACGUAUGUCACAGCAAUUACAGCACACUUGGCAUCGACUGCAGGCCAUAAGUCAGGAGCACAUGACACGACUGCGCGUCUCGGCCGUCUUCCAUCGCAGCGUCGAGGAGUACUGCCAACAGUUGCAGGAGCUGCGCUUAUCGGUGCGCAAUCUGAAGCAGACGCCGAACAGCAGCAGCGGCAUCAGCAGCGAGUCGGAUACACGCGCAUCGCCGCCAAUCAUCAUCGGCGUGCGGGCAGUAGCGGACGAAACGAACGAGCGUGUAGACAGCGGUGGUGCGGAUGAAGAUAGUGUUACUCAAAACAUUGCUGGCUUUGCGGACAAAUCGACCACGACGACGACGACGAGUGCGACAACGAGUGGAGCAAGUGGUGCAGCGGCGCUGCUGCGCGAUCAGCUGCGUAAACAUUUGGUGGUGCGCGAACAGCUGCUGCUCGAAGUGGGUCGCAUGGUGCGGUUGGGCCGCUUGCUGAAAACUCGUUUGAAAGAACCAUUCGUCUUGGAUGCCGUUACGGGGAUGAGCAUUACAGUUGAUGAGCUAGCAACGGAUGCUUCAAGUUCUGGCGGCGAUACGCAAACACAAUCGUCCAGUCCAGUUGGCACAGUGGAUAGUGCCAGCACCGCUGAUUCCAAUACCAUAGUUAUAAAACCUACGGGUAAUAAUGAGAUCGCUUGUGCAGCGAUCUCGCAUAAGUUGCAGGAGAUUGCUGAGGUCGCGGAAUCGCUGGAUGCUACGAUACGUGAUGUGCAACAGGAUGCCGAAGCUUUGGAGGUGAAUGCGACAAGCAGCGCUGAGAAGAAACGCGAGGCUAUGCGGAGUUACAGUAGUGAGGACUGGCACUCACGCUCCACCGAGGACGACUCCUUCGUUACCGCAUCCGAGGGCAAUUUCACGCCACACUCCCGCUCAUCAUCCUACCAAACCGUCUCCGGACGCACGUCCUCAUUCAUCAGUUGCGACAAAAACUCAUUUGAUAUGAGCGAAGCCGAUGAUACUACCUUCGCAUCGACUUUCGAAAUACCCGCUGACAUUAAUAUGUCCUACGAUGGCACCGAACAUAGCUUUGUAUCGGCACAACAGCAAGAGUCCACACCCUCACCACAACAAGAACAACACGACGAACGAGAAAACACAAAUGAAUCGCAUGCUGAUGACGGCGCCUACGCUCUGCCACCCACCGUCAACGACGAUGGCGAUGGCAGCAGCAUUGCCGACAUUGAGGAAUUGCACAGUCAAAGCAUAACACCGACACCCGGUGAUGGUGAUGUCGAACAAUACAUGUUCCAAAGCAUACCCAUCGAGUCGGAAUCCGAUUUGGAAUUAUCGUGUAUCGUCGAUUCACCGUCGCUGCAUGUGCUGACGGAGGAAGUGCCGGUCACAUCGGUGACGCCGGAGGUGAGCACGUGUUCAAGUACUGAGCCACAACCAAUGCAAAAGCAACAGCUACAGCAGCAACCGCAAACCAAUUUUAAUAACAAUAACAAUAACAGCAAUAGCAAUAGCAAUACUAACAACAAUAGCAACACUAAUAAUACAAGUAACAAUCAAAAACCGAAUGCUGCCUGGCGUCGCAACAAAUAUUAUGAGAACAUAACCAAGCAAACCAUUAAGGGGUUUCUCUAAGUGAAAUGCGUGUUUCAGUGCGGGGGCGGCAAAGUGACAAUGCCAACGCCAACGCCAACGCCAAAGGGAGCACAGCGCUUUGCAUGCAAGCACACACACACAUACAUAUAUUUGAAUACAAUAUCCGACUAUAUUUUCGAAAAUUUAUUUACUUUGUGGAAAUUAGUUUGCUAUUUAUUGGCUGAUAGGCAGCCACUAACCAUGAACUUAACCGCACUCUAUUGUUUGCCUUGGCGAGCUUGAGCAAACGGAAAUGACUACUGUGUAAAUAAAAAUUUGUUUGUUUGUAUGUAUAUUAUUAUAUUUUUUAAUUUUUGGUUUUGUAAUUUUUUUUUGUAAAAAAGAGGUUUACUCAUAAAUUUUGAAAAUGGACUACCGCAAUCAUUGAAGAAAAAUACAUACAUAUUUUUGUUUAUCUGCAUAAAAUUUAUAAAUUUGUUUGUUGAGAAUUAAUAAUUUAUUUAUUUUGGAAAUUUUAAAUACACAUAUACACAGUAGAUUUCAAGCGCCAAAUACAUGGCUGCUUGGCUUUUGGCGUCAUUUGGAAGGUGCAAAGCGAUGAAGUACUGAAAUUUCAAUGCAAACAUACAGAGAAAGAAACAAAAUGCAUAGGAAAAAUAAAAACCAAAAAAAAAUGAAAAAAAAAAAUUAAAAUACAUACAAACAAAUUAAAAAAAAUAUAUAUUAAAAUACAUACAAACAAAUGUGCGCACAAAGAAAUGCUUGCGAAUGCAAUUUUAAUUCAACUAAUUUCUGCUGAUUGCUUUACAAUUGAAUUUGCUGAUUACUUUGCAUUUUGCAUUUACUGAAUUUACCUUUGAUGCCUUUUAUAUACUUAUUAAAGCCGGAGAAUUACAAAAUUUUAUUUAAAAAUUAAACAAAAAAAUUAUUAAAUAUGUAUAAAUGUUAUGCCGUUAUAUAAUCUAGUGAUAAUUAUUUAUACACUACAAAUAUUUACUAUUAUAAUUUAUUGAAAUAAUUAAUCAUAAUUACUGAUAAUGAUUACACAAAAAUAUACCUACAACUACAAAUAUAA
Zeugodacus cucurbitae (melon fly) is the source of this 5649-nucleotide messenger RNA. RefSeq names its product SEC14 domain and spectrin repeat-containing protein 1-B. The record is from RefSeq and is a predicted model, not a curated record. The transcript is spliced from 10 exons. Lineage: Eukaryota; Metazoa; Arthropoda; Insecta; Diptera; Tephritidae. The coding region runs from base 1092 to 4613 and encodes 1173 amino acids.